AUGAAGGGAGACACCAGACAUCUCAAUGGAGAGGAGGAUGCCAGCGGGAGGGAGGACUCAAUUAUCAUCAACGGGGCCUGCAGCGACCAUUCCUCAGACUCGCCCCCCAUCCUGGAGGCUAUCCACACCCCGGAGAUCAGAGGCCGCAGGUCAAGCUCACGACUGUCCAAGAGGGAGGUCUCCAGUCUGCUAAGCUACACUCAGGAUCUGACAGGAGAUGGAGAUGCCGAAGGGGAGGAUGGGGAUGGCUCCGACACUCCGGUGAUGCCAAAACUCUUCCGUGAAACCAGGACUCGGUCUGAAAGCCCAGCUGUCCGAACCCGAAAUAACAACAGUGCCUCCAGCCGGGAGAGGCACAGGCCCUCCCCACGUGCCACCCGAGGCCGGCAGGGCCGCAGUCAUGUGGACGAGUCCCCCGUGGAGUUCCCAGCUACCAGGUCCCUGAGGCGGCGGGCAGCAGCAUCGGCAGGCACGCCGUGGCCGUCCCCUGCCAGCCCUUACCUCACCAUCGACCUCACAGAUGACACCGAUGACACAGAUGUGACACCCCAGAGCAGCAGUACCCCCUACACCCGCCUAGCCCAGGACAGCCAGCAGGAGAGCUUGGAGUCUCCACAGGUGGAUGCAGAAAGGAGAGACGCAGACAGUGCAGAGUAUCAGGAUGGGAAGGAGUUUGGAAUAGGGGACCUCGUGUGGGGAAAGAUCAAGGGCUUCUCCUGGUGGCCUGCCAUGGUAGUGUCCUGGAAGGCCACCUCCAAGCGACAGGCCAUGUCCGGCAUGCGAUGGGUCCAGUGGUUUGGCGAUGGCAAGUUCUCAGAGGUCUCUGCGGACAAACUGGUGGCCCUGGGGCUGUUCAGCCAGCACUUUAACCUGGCCACCUUCAAUAAGCUGGUUUCUUACAGGAAGGCCAUGUACCAUGCCCUGGAGAAAGCCAGGGUGCGAGCUGGCAAGACCUUCCCCACCAGUCCUGGAGACUCAUUGGAGGACCAGCUGAAGCCCAUGUUGGAGUGGGCCCACGGGGGCUUCAAGCCCACUGGGAUCGAGGGCCUCAGACCCAACAACAAGCAACCAGUGGUUAAUAAGUCGAAGGUGCGUCGUGCAGGCAGUAGGAACUUAGAAUCAAGGAAAUACGAGAACAAGACAAGAAGACGCACAGCUGACGACUCGGCCACUUCUGACUACUGCCCUCCACCCAAGCGCCUCAAGACAAAUUGCUACAACAAUGGAAAAGACCGCGGGGACGAGGACCAGAGCCGAGAACAAAUGGCAUCUGAUGUCACCAACAACAAGGGUAACCUGGAAGACAGCUGCCUAUCUUGUGGCAAGAAGAACUCUGUGUCGUUCCACCCUCUCUUUGAGGGGGGCCUCUGCCAGACAUGCCGGGAUCGGUUCUUGGAGUUGUUCUACAUGUACGACGACGAUGGCUACCAGUCUUACUGCACCGUGUGCUGUGAGGGUCGGGAGCUGCUUCUCUGCAGCAACACGAGCUGCUGCCGGUGCUUUUGUGUGGAGUGCCUGGAGGUGCUGGUUGGCUCAGGCACUGCGGCAGAGGCCAAGCUUCAGGAGCCAUGGAGUUGCUAUAUGUGUCUGCCACAGCGCUGUCACGGUGUCCUGCGGCGCAGGAAGGACUGGAAUGUGCGCCUGCAGGCCUUCUUCACCAGUGAUAUGGGGCGAGAAUACGAAGCCCCCAAGGUGUACCCUGCGAUUCCUGCAGCCCGAAGGAGGCCCAUUCGAGUUCUGUCUCUGUUUGAUGGUAUUGCAACAGGGUACUUGGUCCUCAAAGAAUUGGGCAUAAAGGUGGAAAAGUAUGUCGCCUCUGAAGUGUGUGAAGAGUCCAUCGCCGUUGGAACUGUCAAGCAUGAGGGGAAUAUCAAAUAUGUGAACGACGUGAGAAACAUCACAAAGAAAAAUAUUGAAGAAUGGGGCCCCUUUGACUUGGUGAUCGGUGGAAGCCCAUGCAAUGAUCUCUCAAAUGUGAAUCCUGCCAGAAAAGGCUUGUACGAGGGGACAGGCCGGCUCUUCUUUGAGUUCUACCACCUGCUGAAUUACUCGCGCCCCAAGGAGGGGGAUGACCGGCCGUUCUUCUGGAUGUUUGAGAACGUCGUAGCCAUGAAGGUCGGCGACAAGAGGGACAUCUCAAGGUUCCUGGAGUGCAAUCCAGUGAUGAUCGAUGCCAUAAAAGUAUCUGCUGCUCACAGGGCACGAUAUUUCUGGGGCAACCUACCCGGGAUGAACAGGCCCGUGAUAGCAUCAAAGAAUGAUAAACUCGAGCUUCAAGACUGCUUGGAAUACAAUAGGACAGCAAAGUUAAAGAAAGUACAGACAAUAACCACCAAGUCGAACUCGAUCAGACAGGGGAAAAACCAACUUUUCCCUGUUGUCAUGAAUGGCAAAGAAGAUGUUUUGUGGUGCACUGAGCUCGAAAGGAUCUUCGGCUUUCCUGUACACUACACAGAUGUGUCCAACAUGGGCCGAGGCGCCCGCCAGAAGCUGCUCGGGAGGUCCUGGAGUGUGCCAGUCAUCCGACACCUCUUCGCCCCCCUGAAGGACUACUUUGCAUGUGAAUAG
Molecule: messenger RNA, 2568 nt
Organism: Propithecus coquereli (Coquerel's sifaka)
Lineage: Eukaryota; Metazoa; Chordata; Mammalia; Primates; Indriidae
Gene: DNMT3B
Product: DNA (cytosine-5-)-methyltransferase 3 beta
Exons: 22
Coding region: 1-2568 (855 amino acids)
Biological process (GO): negative regulation of transcription by RNA polymerase II
Cellular component (GO): nucleus
Molecular function (GO): DNA binding; DNA (cytosine-5-)-methyltransferase activity, acting on CpG substrates
Source: RefSeq, a predicted model, not a curated record